GCGGAGGGGCCAGAGCCGUGCGCGGUGCAGAGGGCGCCGCCGAGACAGCCCGCGGGAGCCCGGACCCGGAGGAUCCCCUCGUCCUCGCCCGGCCGGGCCAGGCCCAGCGCUAUGGAGUUCCUCUGGGCCCCGCUCUUGGGUCUGUGCUGCAGUCUGGCCGCUGCUGACCGCCACACCGUCUUCUGGAACAGUUCAAACCCCAAGUUCCGGAGUGAGGGCUACACGGUCCACGUGCAGCUAAAUGACUACCUGGACAUCAUCUGCCCGCAUUACGAGGACCACACGGUGGCCGAGGCUGCCAUGGAGCAGUACACCCUCUACCUGGUGGAGCUCGAGCAGUACCGGCUGUGCCAGCCCCUGUCCAAAGACCAGGUCCGCUGGCAGUGCGACCAGCCCAGUGCCAGGCACGGCCCAGAAAAGCUGUCGGAGAAAUUCCAGCGCUUCACGCCCUUCACGCUGGGCAAGGAGUUCAAGGAGGGACACAGCUACUACUAUAUCUCCAAACCCAUCCACCUCCAGGAAGACCAGUGCUUGAGGCUGAAGGUGACCGUCAAUGGCAAAAUCACUCACAGUCCUCAGGCCCACGUCAACCCCCAGGAGAAGAGACUUCUGGCAGAUGAUCCAGAUGCACAGGUUCUCCACAGCAUCGGUCACAGUGCUGCCCCCCGCCUCUUCCCACUGGCCUGGGCUGUGCUGCUUCUGCCACUGCUGCUGCUGCAGGCCCCGUGAGAGGGUGUGCCACAUCUGACCUGAUGAUCGAACGGGGCUAGGAGGCAGGACAGAGGCGUCCCUCACCUGUCCUGGGAACCGUUCCCGCCACAAGCACAAGCUGCCACUCAGCAGCCUCAAAAUGGGUAUUAAGGGUUUGACCCAAAGGAGCUCAUCAAAGCUGCCAGUGCCUUCCCUGGCUCCACCCCCAGGGACAGACAAAGAAGUGGGGACAGUCCUUUCCCCACCAUUCCUGACCUCAAGCCAAAGAAACGAGCCAUGCGGACAUGGCCUCUUAAGAAGAGCACUGUAGGGGCCGAGCUGGAAGGGGCCUGGGGCCACGAAGGCGGACACUGAACUUGGCAGAGAUGCCCCUCCAGAGAGAGCCGGGAUGCCCAGAUGAACUGACCGACAGAAAAGCACAAGACGGUUCCAUGCUUGGGAGCCAGAGAGCAGAGAGGCAGCGUGCUUGGGCUGACCCAGCGUCUCUCCCGAGGCUUCAGGAAGUCUUUGGAGCUGCCAUGGAGAGGUCUGUAACCAGGCACUGCAUCCAGUCCCAGCUGGGGGCAGCACUGCCCAGAGCGGUGCCCGCAGGGGGGCUGUGCCACCCCAUGCCUAGAGUGUAGCUGCAAGGGCAGGGCCCACGCGUACAGGAUCUGUACAUAAACUUAAUAUGUGUCUGUGAUUUCUACAACUGGAGUUUUUUUAUACAGAAAAAUAAAGCAA
Messenger RNA from Lontra canadensis (Northern American river otter), 1434 nucleotides. RefSeq names its product ephrin A1 (gene EFNA1). NCBI's taxonomy places the organism in Eukaryota, Metazoa, Chordata, Mammalia, Carnivora, Mustelidae. Gene Ontology annotation, molecular function: ephrin receptor binding. The record is from RefSeq and is a predicted model, not a curated record. The coding region runs from base 112 to 729 and encodes 205 amino acids. Gene Ontology annotation, cellular component: plasma membrane. The transcript has 5 exons. Gene Ontology annotation, biological process: ephrin receptor signaling pathway; axon guidance.